AUGUCACUGCACUACCUCUUCAAGUCUCUGUGUACUGCCUGCCCUGCCUUUGAUCUUUACCACAACUGCAAGAACAAAGUGCGUGCUUUCCCGCUCAUUCCCAUCGUGGUGGAGCAGACGGGUCGCGGCGAGCGCGCCUAUGACAUCUACUCGCGGCUGCUGCGGGAGCGCAUCGUGUGCGUCAUGGGCCCGAUCGAUGACAGUGUUGCCAGCCUUGUGAUCGCGCAGCUGCUGUUCCUGCAAUCAGAGAGCAACAAGAAGCCCAUCCACAUGUACAUCAACAGCCCUGGUGGUGUGGUGACCGCGGGCUUGGCCAUCUAUGACACGAUGCAGUACAUCCUGAACCCCAUCUGCACGUGGUGCGUGGGCCAGGCCGCCAGCAUGGGCUCCCUGCUUCUCGCCGCUGGCAGCCCGGGCAUGCGCCACUCACUCCCCAACUCCCGUAUCAUGAUCCACCAGCCCUCUGGGGGCGCCCGGGGCCAAGCCACAGACAUUGCCAUCCAGGCAGAGGAGAUCAUGAAACUCAAGAAACAGCUCUACAACAUCUAUGCCAAACACACCAAACAGAGCCUGCAGGUGAUCGAGUCGGCCAUGGAGAGGGACCGCUACAUGAGCCCCAUGGAGGCCCAGGAGUUUGGCAUCUUGGACAAGGUUCUGGUCCACCCACCCCAGGACGGUGAGGACGAGCCUGAGUUGGUGCAGAAGGAACCUGUGGUGGCAGAAGUGGUGGCAGCAGAUCCUGUCCCAGCAAGCACUUGAGAGCCAGCCCUCCUCUCAAGAGGAACAUUGAGGGGGUGGGUCAGCCAGGCCCCUCGCUGCUGAGCCUGGAGGAGCCCCUUGAGGAACUCUGGAUUUGGGGGAUGCCCCUCUGGGCAGGGCAGCCUGGCUGAGACACUGUGAUUUUAAAUUAAAUCUUUGCGGUCUUUGCUCUGUG
Messenger RNA from Galeopterus variegatus (Sunda flying lemur), 934 nucleotides. RefSeq names its product caseinolytic mitochondrial matrix peptidase proteolytic subunit (gene CLPP). The record is from RefSeq and is a predicted model, not a curated record. Gene Ontology annotation, biological process: protein quality control for misfolded or incompletely synthesized proteins. Lineage: Eukaryota; Metazoa; Chordata; Mammalia; Dermoptera; Cynocephalidae. The transcript has 6 exons. Gene Ontology annotation, molecular function: serine-type endopeptidase activity; ATPase binding; ATP-dependent peptidase activity. The coding region runs from base 1 to 759 and encodes 252 amino acids. Gene Ontology annotation, cellular component: endopeptidase Clp complex.